Messenger RNA from Heterotrigona itama, 1082 nucleotides. The record is from the annotation of a GenBank genome assembly. NCBI's taxonomy places the organism in Eukaryota, Metazoa, Arthropoda, Insecta, Hymenoptera, Apidae.
UGCGAAAACGCCGACAGGCAGGAUGGUGAAGUGCGGCACUGGGAAUCGAGGUGACCGGUCUUUCACGAGCGAACGGUCGAGUGUGAAUCGAACCCGAGAGCUCCACCUCCGAAUAUUAUCCCCGACUAUUAUCGUAGUCGACGGUUCGUAUUAUCUCAUCGGUCCAUGUGUACUCGUGUCCAGCACACUCGGCCAGAUUGCGCGUGAACAUGCGCGAGUGGGUGUCUUCUGUGCGUGUGGCAUUAAUUUACGGGAUAAAUUCGCGAUAACUGUAGAGAAUCGUAUUGUGCUCUGGUCGCCGCGUGUCCAGCGUGUUGUGCCUGGACUCUUUUGUCAUGCAGAUGGUCUCGCAGUUUUGCUCUCAACGGCGCGUGCCGCCUUUCGUCACGGGAUAUUAUUCGGCUUCGUGGUCGGAUCCAGAAAGAGUAACGGCCUUGAAUUACCCGGCACGCCGAGAACAGUUUAACACGGUUCGCGUUUCUUCUUCUAUGUAUAUUGUUGCGCCUUGCGGAGGAUCGUUUGGACAUUGUCCGAGAAUUAACGUAGUCGACGUCGAGGCGUUGGCAAGGUCACGAGGGAGGAGCUGAGGUCAUCGCUGCACCUAUGUUGUGCGGCGAACUCCUGAACGGUGGCUUCGUCAGUACCGGAGCGGUACCGGUGAUUCCCUACGGUCUCUUAGGAUUCUGGUUGCCCGGCUGUCUACGUGCUACCAGCCCGACUUCUCUCAACUCGUCUUAUCUGACCCUGUUGGCCGAACUUCUGGCCACGGGCCACUUGGAUCAUCGAAGCGAGCUGAUGGACCUCGCGAAGAGGAGCCAUCAGGCUCCGACCAACGGGGCGGUCGACCUUGACCUCGACCUGCACGCUGACGAUAUCGACGAGAACGUUUUUCUCGCAGCCUUCUGGCUAGAAUAAAACUCUCGUUGGAACGCAACUACGAGUACCGGAGUUACGGAGAUAGAAGAAGUUCACAAAGAGUUUCAAACUUGAGACCUCAGUCAGACAGGUUAAGUUCGCACGCUACAACGUGCUCAAAGUUAUCUACCCUCGAACAAAACGGAGGCUGCUGCUCCGUCAGCUGA